Molecule: messenger RNA, 1524 nt
Organism: Lotus japonicus
Lineage: Eukaryota; Viridiplantae; Streptophyta; Magnoliopsida; Fabales; Fabaceae
Product: protein NDL1-like
Exons: 11
Coding region: 354-1223 (289 amino acids)
Source: RefSeq, a predicted model, not a curated record
AUGUUUCAACACAAGAGGCACAGGAAUUACGAGGAGACAGAGAAAAAAGAAGAAACUCUCUGUUUUUUUCCUUGCUCUUUGUUAUUUUAUAUAUAAACACACACACACACACAACCAUUGAUUAAGGAAGAAGAAGAAGAGAGAAAAGUGUAGAAGGGGCAUUUUCAGACAGAGCAGAGCUACAGCCAUGGCUGAAUCCGUUUCAGUGGGAAUGGAGAGGAUCUAUCUCGGUGGAAAGAUUAAUAUUUCAGGAACAUCAUAUUCGGACAGGCUGUGGUUCUGUAUCUGUCAUAGUCUAUGGGGAUCAACACAAACCAGCUCUUAUCACUUAUCCGGAUUUAGCAUUAAAUUACAUGUCUUGUUUCCAAGGAUUAUUUUUCUGUCCGGAGGCGGCUUCUUUGCUACUUCACAACUUUUGCAUAUACCAUAUCAGUCCUCCUGGGCAUGAGUUGGGAGCUGCUGCAAUUUGUCCUGAUGAUCAUGUCCCUUCUGUUGAGGAUUUAGCAGAUCAAAUAAUUGAAAUUCUCAACUAUUUUAGGCUUGAUUCUGUGAUGUGUAUGGGAGUAAUGGCUGGUGCUUAUAUCCUUUCUUUAUUUGCAAUUAAAUAUAGGGAGCGUGUUCUUGGGUUAAUACUUGUAUCUCCCUUAUGCAAAGCUCCUUCAUGGAGUGAAUGGUUUUACAACAAGGUCAUGUCAAAUUUGUUAUAUUACUAUGGUGUAUGCGGCUUGCUGAAGGAGUGUUUGCUCCAGAGAUACUUCAGCAAGGACGUUCGUGGUAAUGCUGAAGUUCCGGAAUCAGAGCUAGUUCAAGCUUGUAGAAAACUGCUGGAUGAGAGAAAGAGCAUCAAUGUCUUUCGGUUUCUUCAUGCUAUUAAUGAGAGACCUGAUAUAACAGAUGGAUUGAAGACGUUAAAAUGUCGAACGCUUAUUUUUGUCGGGGACAGUUCUCCUUUCCAUUCGGAGGCUAUUCACAUGACUUCAAAACUUGAUAGGAGAUAUAGUGCCUUGGUUGAGGUCCAGGCUUGUGGAUCCAUGGUUACAGAGGAACAACCACAUGCAAUGCUGAUUCCCAUGGAGUAUUUCUUAAUGGGUUAUGGAUUGUACAGACCAAGCUUUUUCAGUGACAGCCCAAAAAGCCCACUUAGCCCAUCUUGUAUCUCUCCAGAGCUUCUUUCCCCAGAAAGCAUGGGAUUGAAGCUAAAGCCUAUUAAGACACGUGUUUAAUUGGAAGUUUGACAAGUGGCAGAAAUGUACUUAUGUAAUUCAAAGCAGUUCUUUCUUUCUUCUACAUUUUCUUUUUUACUUUACUAAUUUUUUGAUUGUUGAGGGUGGAGAGUUGGCAGGGUGUAGAUAGAAAAGGAAACUGAGGAUUUGUACGAGGAUAUAGAGGGAGGUUUGAGCUCAUUCAUUUGUAGUCAGUCAUAAAGGGAUAACUGAGAUGUAUGAUGUAUCUGUAUAUUCUAUAUAGACUCUAUUUAUGGGGACGAGCAAUCAAUAACCCUGAGGGGGGCCUUGGUUUUUUUAA